Aureococcus anophagefferens is the source of this 5100-nucleotide messenger RNA. RefSeq lists its product as hypothetical. The coding region runs from base 1 to 5100 and encodes 1699 amino acids. Lineage: Eukaryota; Pelagophyceae; Pelagomonadales; Pelagomonadaceae. The record is from RefSeq and is a predicted model, not a curated record. Gene Ontology annotation, molecular function: protein binding. The transcript has 4 exons.
AUGUCGCGCCAGUAUUUGGGCGACGGCGCGGCGUUCCACGCGUGGACCCUCGCGAAGGCGCCGGCCGCCGGAAACCCGGCGGCGUCGGCCCUCGCGACGCGCUGGUGCCACAACGACCUCGUCGAGACCUACGUCGCCACCUUCGGCCGGGACCGCGUCCUCGUGCUCGAGAGCGAGACGCUCCGGAACCACCGCGACGGCGCGCUCGCGGAGAUCCAGGCCUUCCUCGGCGUCGACGCCGUGCCGACGCCGCUCCCCGUCAUGAACGUCUGCAAGGCGGACCGCUACGUCGGCCACUUCGAGGGCUGCUACAACGGCACGUCCAAGGUCCUCCCCGAGACGCGCGCGCUCUGGCGGCCCUUCUUCGACGCGUGCAACGCGGACCUCGAGGCCUUCCUCGGCAUCCGGCCGGGCACGCUCUUCGACGGCAAGCCCAAGGCGCUCGACGUCGGCGACGACGCCGAGCGCAAGCGGGAGAAGGAGGCGGAGCGGCAGCGCAUCGAGGAGCUCACGGAGCUCUACGCCUACACGCUCGCCAAGGCCGAGGCCGAGGGCAACGUCGACGACUGGAGCGAGCUGAAGUCGCGGAGGCCCGCGACGUGGUCCGACAGCCUCUACGAGUUCCUGGGCCUCCAGGAGAAGGACGACGUGCCCAAGCCCAAGGAGCCGACGCCCGAGGAGCUCGAGCACGAGACGGAGCGCGUCAAGCUCGCGUCGAAGCACUGGGUCAACUACGACAUCCGCGAGUCCCUCGCGCCGAGCCUCAUCUCCGAGGAGGAGUUCGACGCGGCCGUCAAGAUCGGCAACCUCAUCCGCAACUUCAACGCGCGCCGCGCGGCGGCGCGGCGGCGCAUCGGCGGCGAGGUGAAGAUCAUGGAGCGCGAGGCGACGAAGAUCAAGCGCAUCUGGCGGGGCUACCGCGGCCGGAUCGCGAUGAAGGAGGAGAAGCAGCGGAACUUCGAGGAGGAGAAGGAGUGGAAGGCCUACGAGGACUUCCGGACGACGCUGUUGAACAAGGGCUACACAUUGAGCCGCUGGAGCCACUCGAAGAAGAUCCUCGUGCCCUGCACGAUCCGCAUCGACGGGUCGCGCGAGUACCUCGUGCUCUCGCAGAACCGCUUCAAGUCGAAGCAGCGGCGCCUCAAGGACAUCCACACGAUCACGCGGGGCUACAACUCGCCCUUCCUGCGGGACCUGCUCCAGCACAAGAGCCCGGAGAAGGUGCUCUCCCUGCUCCUGCGGAACCGCGCCAAGGGCGGCAAGGAGGAGUCCAUCGACCUCAUGUUCGAGCUCCCGGGGAGCGGCGCCAAGGCCGGCGCCGACGCCUCCUUAGCCUCCGACGGCAAGUUCCUGCGCAACAAGUUCUUCGCCAACUUCACGAAGCUGCAGCACGAGCUCGAGUCUGACGACGCGUUCUUCUUCAACACCGACGGCGUCUACUGCCAGGUCGGCCGCUCCGUCUUCGACCGCUGGGAGCAGGUCACGCUCAUCGACCCGAACUGGGACAAGGAGAUCGACGAGGACGAGCGCCGCGUGCGCCUCAAGCGCAAGUACAACGAGCGCGCGCGCAAAAAGGCCGCGAAGCACGUGCCCUACCAGUACGAGCCCCACCCGCUCCCCGAGGGGUCCAAGCCCCAGGACGACAUGACCUUCGUCUACGAAGCCACCGUGGAGCCCGAGGACGCCGCGAGCGACGACGACGCCGAGGGCGACGAGGGCGAGGGGGCCAGUGGCGACGUCGACUACAAGGCGACGUGGUUCAGUGAGACCGUGUCCAUCGAGUACGGCGAGUUCCUGCGGGCGCGCGCGAAGAAGAAGAAGGGCCACGAGCACGAGGAGAUCAUCACGGCCUACGAGAAGGAGGUCUUCACGCUCCAGGCCGUCGGGAGGAGCGACCGCGACGGCCCGCCGCACCCGCUCUUCGGCCGCCACCGGCCGGGCCAGCGCAAGUUCAAGGAGAACGAGCCCAUCCCCGCGCCCCUGGAGCAGCUCAAGCCCUACUUCGAGAAGGAGCUCAAGGAGGUCUACGGCGACAUCGGCGUCGGCGGCUGGCGGAACCGCGACGACGGCAGCUUCGAGCUCGCGGAGGACGAGUGGCGCAAGCUCUGCAAGAUCUGCGACCAGGGCACGAAGGACCAGAAGACGACGGGCCGCAAGCUCGUCGCCGCCUUCAACCCGGAGCUCGACAAGCGCCGCGGGUCCAAGGGCGGCGACGACGACGACGCGCCCCGGGACAAGGGCACGGUCGACGAGGCCAAGCUCGGCAAGCUCAAGGUCGCCGUGCUCAACGUGCUCUGGAAAAAAAAGGACCAGAAGGAGGGCAAGAUGUGGCGGUCCAGCGACCGGUCCUACAACACCGCGCAGAAGAAGAAAUUGGAAACCGAGAAGAUCCUCCUCGCGCGCGAGGCCAUGGCGCGCAACGAGCAGCUCGCCCAGGAGGCCGCCGCCGCCGAGGCCAAGGAGAAGAAGCUGCUGGGGGGCAAGGAGGACGAGGACAAGGAGGAGGGCUCCGACGAGGAGCGCGAGCUCGCGGAGGCCGAGCUCGAGAAGGAGAUCGAGGAGGAGCUCCAGGAGGAGGGUUUAGGGACGGAGGUCGGCGACGGCGGCGAGGACACGAAGGAGGGCGACGACGACGACGACGACGAGGGCGACGACGACGGGGGCGCCGGCGGCGACUUCAAGGGCGCGCCGACGCCGGCGUUCGAGGUCGUCGUGUUGGAGAUCUCCAAGAAGCGCCAGCCGCCCAUCGCGCUGGGCCUCACGGUGGAGAAGGUCGACAAGCUCGCGGGGUCGCGCAUGUUCUUCCGGGGCAAGAAGGGCCGGCGCCAGGCGCCGCACUGCGCCCUCGUGUUGCUCGACGUCGACGAGGACGCGCCCGCGUCCAUCUCGAACGCGUACCAGAACGAGAUCCUGCGCGUCGGCGACUACAUCGUCGGCGUCAACGGCGUCUACCCGAAGAAGAUCGACGCGCUGAUCCAGGGCACGGAGAAGUCCCAGAAGCGCCGCGUGCUCAACAUCCUCAGGCCCAAGUCCGCGCGGGACGACGCACAGCGCCUCGUCUUCGUGCGCGACGGAGUGGAGCACGAGGCGCGCCUCGGAGCCGACGACGAGGCCGUCGUCGGCGUCGCGUCCCGGGUCCACGACCCGGAGGCGGAGCCAAAUAAUAUGCGUCGAGCAGCGCUCGUCGCGCUCGCGGCCGUCGCGUGUGCGGACCUCGGCGAGCGGCCGCUGAAGCGCGCGGAGGAGGUCGGGUUCACGGGCGGCUGGGGGUCCGUCAAGGAGGCGCGGCGCCUGGAGAUGCGCACGCAGGCCGGCUGGACCUGGUCCUUCCCCGGCGAGCCCGCGGCCUACGCGCAGCGCCAGGAGGAGCGGAAGCGGGAGAUCCUGGGCCUCGAGCACUACCAGGAGCGCCUCGACAACUGGGUCCAGUACACGCAGACCCGGUCCGUGCCCAACUUCACCAAAAACGGCUUCGACGUCGUCGACAUCGACCCGGCUCUCCACGAGCGCCUGAAGACGCGCCUCCACGCGGGCCUCGAGCGCGCGCGCAAGGAGGGCGAGGUCCAGGGCAUCUACGGCGCCAACGGGCCGACCUUCGUGAACCACGGCGAGCGCGAUUUGCUCAAAGAAUUGCUGCCGACGAUGGAAGCGUGGGUGCCGACCGUACAGGGCGGCCUGACGCCCGUGACGGCCUACGGCAUGCGCGCCUACCACCGCGGCGCGUCCCUCGCCUUCCACGCGGACCGCGUCGACACGCACAUCGUCUCCGGCAUCCUCCACGUCGACCACGCCUACGACGACGAGGCGAAGCCGUGGCCCAUCGAGAUCGAGGGCCACGACGGCCUGCGGCACAGCGUGGCCCUCAAGCCGGGCCAGAUGCUUUUGUACGAGUCGGCCAAGUGCCCCCACGGGCGGUCCAGUGCGCUCGAGGGCGACUUCUACGCGUCCGUCUUCGUCCACUUCAAGCCGAGGGACAUGGCGAGGGAUUGGCCCUACAAUCAGAAGGACAUCUGGCUCGCGGUCCCCCCGGGCUGGGACGCGAAGCCCCUGCGCAGCGACGACAACCCCGGCGAACGCUGGGCCGGCGCGUUCCUGACGACGGACAUGACGGAGGUCGCGGGCAUGCCGCCGCGCGCGGCCGUGCCCAAGGCCGCGCGCCCUUUACCCGCCAAGGUCGAGAAGGCGCGGAACAAGGGCAAGGCGCCGGCGCCGAGCCCGGCGAACCGCCAGCGGGCCCAGACCCGCAAGGCCGCGCCGGCCAUCGACCCCGCGCUCCUGAAAGCGGCGGAGGCCGCGGCCGAGGCCGCGGCCGACGACGACGCGCCGCCCCUCGCGAAACCGUCGCUCCCCAAGGUCGCGCCAAAAACGCUCGACCCCGCGCUCCUGGAGGCCGCCGAGGCCGCCGCCGAGGCCGCGUCCGACGACCCGCCGCCGGAGGAGACGCCCCGCGGGCUCCUGAGGCCCGACGAAGUCGACCCGGCGAUCCGCGCGGCGGCCGAGCACCGCCGCGGCGACUCCAAGGUCGCCGACGACCUCGACGACGCCGAGGCCGAGCUCGCGGAGACCGAGGGCGACGACGGCUCGAACCUCGAGUUCGCCGACGACGCCGGGCGCAGCGCCACGGGCCGCAAGCUCAAGGGCCGGAGCCGGCGCCGCAUCCCGUCGCGGACCGCGAAGAACAAGCGCGGCGGGCCGUCGCGCGCGCGGUCCGCCGUGGCCAAGAAGCUCGCGGAGAACAAGAAGAAGCGCCACCUCCACCGGGCCGCGCCGCAGCGGACCAAGGUCGAGCACGACGCGAACAAGCAGGCCCACCGCGACGCGGGCAAGGACGACGACGACGACGACGACGAGGACGACGACGACGACGACGACGAGCCCGAGGAAGACGACGACGACGACGACGACGAGGUCGAGACGAUCAUCGGCGGCGGCUUCGUCCUCGCGGGCCUCGGCUACUGGAUCGGCGGCAUCUCCGCGCUCAGCGCGUGCUCCAUCUUCAUCCGCCGCGCCAUCGUCACCAAGGGCCGGUCCCUCAAGGAGGUCUGCGGCGGCAAGUCCAAGAAGGACUCGGACCUCCCGACCUUCACGCCACAGAAGUGA